AUGGCUGUUAACACGACCACCUCGGCCAUUCAACUUCGUUCCCUUUACCGUGCUCUUCUCCGCGAGCUUCCACCGCGCCCCAUUCUCGCCAACCCGCGCUCCGCUCUACACUCUCAAAUUCGAGCCUCCUUCGCCAGCAACAGCAUCAUCAACGCUAGCGAUGCCAAUCACAGAUAUGCCGAGGCCGAGCAGGCGGUAAUCUAUCUGCGUUCUCAAAGGAAGUACGUGACCUUGCUCGAACGCUACAACCCAGGCAUGGAUAUGGACGACGAGGAGCGAGUGAGAUUAUCUGCUCGAAGGAUGGGUAUGAAUCUACCAAAGGCGUUCAUGGAAUGA
Drechmeria coniospora is the source of this 336-nucleotide messenger RNA. Its product is annotated as FMC1 protein family. NCBI's taxonomy places the organism in Eukaryota, Fungi, Ascomycota, Sordariomycetes, Hypocreales, Ophiocordycipitaceae. The record is from RefSeq and is a predicted model, not a curated record. Gene Ontology annotation, cellular component: mitochondrial matrix. The coding region runs from base 1 to 336 and encodes 111 amino acids. The transcript has a single exon. Gene Ontology annotation, biological process: mitochondrial proton-transporting ATP synthase complex assembly.